This is a messenger RNA of Saimiri boliviensis boliviensis (Bolivian squirrel monkey), 1078 nucleotides long. The record is from RefSeq and is a predicted model, not a curated record. Lineage: Eukaryota; Metazoa; Chordata; Mammalia; Primates; Cebidae.
GAUUGAUUUUGAAAGUUCUGAAUUCUUACUGGUUUCCCCACUAGCCAAGUGUGAUAAAGAAAAUGCAGGAAGGAGAUUCUGCUGACUCUGUGGUUACUUCUCGUCAAAUAAUUUUCCAGAAAACUGUCCCAUCGACCCUAGAGGGCACAGAGGAUUGGGUUAUUGUAGACAAAAUACCCACUGAGGUAGUUGAUGGUGAUUCGAAAAAGAUUGUGACUUACAAGGUGGUGACCGUGAGCAGUAGAACUGGUGACCUCGCACCCGACAUGUUAAAAUCUGGCACUAUUAAAAUGCAUAGCUUCGAAGACUUGGCUCGAGAAAUGCAACUGAAAGAAGACAGCAAACAGAAAAUAUACACUCUAGGAAAAUCCUACGACACUGUCUCCGGGAAAAUUGUUACUAUGACUGAGAAAGCUAGAGAGGGCGAGAAAGUGGGACAGCCCUCCACUAUGGAAGCCCUUCAGAAGAUAGAGAAAGGAAUGUCAGAGUCGGUGAAGACCGUUCCCGGACUGGCAGAGUAUGAGGUCCUGGAAGCCCUUGCCGAUGAGAGAUCCAAGAGAGGACCCGAGGUCCAGACCACAAAGCGGAAAUUGUCCGAAUCCCUGGCACCCAUCAAGGAGGCCGAGUCUCGCCGGCAGAGUCCAGAAGACGAAGACCUCAAGAAGGCUCCACAGCUGGGGAAGGACAUGACCGUCCUCCCUGGCCUGGAAGGCAGACGCUUCAGCAAAACAGAGCAAGUGCCAGAGAGUGAGGUCUUAAAAGUGGGCCUCUUUGGUCCCCGAAGGAAGAGCCUGUCGGAAUGGAGAUAUUCCCAGGAACCGGCCUUUACCGUGGCUACUGCCCAUUACGUUACUGAGUCGUCCGCCUCCCGAGUAGUGGUAACCAGUGUCGCUCAUUGGGGCCACAGUUUGCAAUUCCAGCAUGACAGUUUUUGAGGCAGUCCCCUUCCACCCCAAACCUUUUCGUUUCUCUUGCUGCUUGGCUUUAUGUUGAGAACAGCCAACCCAGCUUUUUAAAUUUUUUUCAUGGUUAAAUCAAUACCGCAGUGCAGAAGUCAGCAUUUAAACACUUUCCAUUU